AUGUCUCCAGUAUGGUUAUACGUACCCGCUGUGGGUGAAAUUCUUCAGCUUGUUCAGCUUGCUCAUGAGGAGCAUCCGUUUGUCUCCAUUACUACAGGAUCGUAUGUUGUCGUAGGGUACCUCGCUAAUAACAACCAAGUAUCACCUAUCUACUGCGAAAGAUCCUUCCAGGAGGCCCAGCCUUGGACUGGUCGGCUUACGCAACUUGGGUGGCUGAUUGCCCCUGGCGAGAGGGAUACUACCCACCUUCAUGAGUUAUUCACAGCGACACUAACUGGCGGCGCUUAUAUCAGUGCGAUAACCCCUACAUGCUGUAGGGCUAACGCCAGAGGUAUCCCAAUGCCUACUUGGCUCCUCCAAGAGCUGUUGAACGCUUCAGUUCAAUUCUCUUAUGCUCCGUUUCCGGAUGGGUAUCCACCUCCCAUUGUCACCCCAGUACAACAACUCAUGUACGAGGCGCCAUCUCCCGCCAAUUCAAGUGCUUUCGAUAACACGCUCGAAGAUGUCCUCCUGGCUCCUGCUUCUUUUGACCUCACACCCACGGAGUUUCAAGAGCUCGAUUGUGGCUAUAACUACUGGAAAUUGUCCACCGUUACCUCUCUCAGCGGUAUCGACGAUACAGCUCUGCCCUUUUUGGAUAAAGUGAAUGGAUUAGACGAAGUAGAUGGGGUUCUCACCAAGGAGCCAGCCCUCGAGGUUUUUCAUCCUGACUUGCAAUGGAGAAAGUCUAAGGGUGGUGUGUGGGACACCUUGAACAGAAAGCAACGAGAGAGCCUCACCCGCUCAAUGAAGAAGACAUUUUGGUGGCGGGUCAUGAUGCUCACUAGGGCCCUGUUUGUUGGAGGUCUGUGGGUAGGAGAGCACCAAAACCCAUUUACGAUUCGUCAGGUGGAAGUACGACACCGGGUGACCAAUAGCUUUCUCACCGCACUUAACCUAACCUACACGACUUACGAGGAUAUGCUGGAGCAACCAGUGAUCAUCACAUUUACCAACGGAGUAACUGUUUCUGCUGGAUGGCUGGAGUUCCGUAGGAAUCUGGCCAAGGCAUUUGACGAAUCAAAGGGGGAACUAAGGAAGGUUAUCAAAGGUGCAAUGUCACCAUACACCAACUUUUGUGCCUCUUUCAAUACAGUAGAGAUGAGGAUCAAUUACCUCAUGGAUCUUUUCAACUUGAACAACAUCAACGACGUGCGCCAGGCGAUUUCCGAGCUCAUUGGAGAACAUGUUUUUUCAGAGCUCCUUUGGGUGUCACUCUUUCACCCAACCAGCAAGUUGGCGGAUGGAAAACGCAGUGCGAGGCUAGCAGAUUUCUUUCCCGAAGAAAUCUUUUCAGAUUUCAACUGUCUGGCCCAGAAACCGGUGGGCAAUUUGAUGACAUUGCUCUACCAGUCGAUGGUCCUCACCUUGAAAGAAAGAUCCGCACUUGUGGGCGACUGUCAUGGACCAGAAGAAAUGAACGAGAUCAUCAUGUCAGCCAUAAACGAUAUGUACGCCUAUCCAGACAGGUUUCCGAUAUUCACGGGAAGAGUGAAAGCUCUCCCUUUCAUAAAGGGGAGCAAUGUCCUGCCUAUCGCUCCCAAGACAGGUCUUCCAAGAACCACGACAGAGGAGACAGGGGAAAGAUUGAGGAAUAUGACAGACAUCUUGCCCAUUGAAACCCAGCCAAUCGGUGAUUUGUGCAUUGUCAUUCCAAACAGUAGGGGCUUUGGUUCCACCAAGUCUCUGAGACUUGUCUCGGAUGUACCCGCUUCAUACUUCUCGACUCUCCCAGUCGCGGGUACCGAAGGUUACCGGAAUACCCAUCGAUCGGAAGAAUCCGGAAUUGUUCGAAUGAUUUGGGAUGGUGUUAUAGUUCGACUGAUGCGCAAGGUCUCAGCCUUCCACAUAACACACAAUCAAUUGUGUUUACUCUCACGUUCAAGGGAACAGCAGGAGCAUUGUGUUUUCCAAGAGUCACUCAAGUUUGUAGCAGACCUGGAGAAGCUCUUCAUGCAGGGUGGAGAUAAUGAGGUUGAUGCCGUUGCAGAGCUGGCAAGUACCAUCACGCUCUCCUACCUCUUUAAAAAUAACAUCCUACACAUGAAAGCUGCCAAUCUUCUCAUCGACAACAGUGGCUUGCUCCCGAUAGCAGCUUUUAGAAUUUUCAGUCUAGCGCACGGGUAUGAUUUGAACGUCAUCUAUGCAGUCAUGGAUCAGCGUGGGAAAGACAAAAAUGAUGGAUCUUCUAUUCACGCUAAGUGGAGGCUGAUCAAAGAAGCUUGUCAUCCAAAUAUUGUGCCUUACGUUGGCCUGUCGCGUGCUGCGCUUCUAGAUGGACAAAUAUCCAUAAUGUCAGGGUACAUUGAGAAUGAAAUCUGA
Messenger RNA from Suillus discolor, 2361 nucleotides. RefSeq lists its product as uncharacterized. The transcript has 18 exons. The record is from RefSeq and is a predicted model, not a curated record. Bases 1 to 2361 code for a protein of 786 amino acids. Lineage: Eukaryota; Fungi; Basidiomycota; Agaricomycetes; Boletales; Suillaceae.